Molecule: messenger RNA, 875 nt
Organism: Cokeromyces recurvatus
Lineage: Eukaryota; Fungi; Mucoromycota; Mucoromycetes; Mucorales; Mucoraceae
Product: polyubiquitin
Exons: 1
Coding region: 35-724 (229 amino acids)
Biological process (GO): protein ubiquitination; modification-dependent protein catabolic process
Cellular component (GO): nucleus; cytoplasm
Molecular function (GO): ubiquitin protein ligase binding; protein tag activity
Source: RefSeq, a predicted model, not a curated record
CAGUUUAUUAUUAUUAUUAUUCUUUAUUUAUAAAAUGCAAAUUUUCGUUAAGACUCUUACUGGUAAGACUAUUACCCUUGAAGUAGAAUCUUCUGAUUCUAUCGAAAACGUUAAGCAAAAGAUUCAAGAUAAGGAAGGUAUUCCUCCUGACCAACAACGUCUUAUUUUCGCUGGUAAACAGCUUGAAGAUGGUCGUUCUUUGAGUGAUUAUAACAUUCAAAAAGAAUCUACUCUUCACUUGGUUCUUCGUCUCCGUGGUGGUAUGCAAAUCUUUGUCAAGACUCUUACUGGUAAGACUAUUACCCUUGAAGUAGAAUCUUCUGAUUCUAUCGAAAACGUUAAGCAAAAGAUUCAAGAUAAGGAAGGUAUUCCUCCUGACCAACAACGUCUUAUUUUCGCUGGUAAACAGCUUGAAGAUGGUCGUUCUUUGAGUGAUUAUAACAUUCAAAAAGAAUCUACUCUUCACUUGGUUCUUCGUCUCCGUGGUGGUAUGCAAAUCUUUGUCAAGACUCUUACUGGUAAGACUAUUACCCUUGAAGUGGAAUCUUCUGAUUCUAUCGAAAACGUUAAGCAAAAGAUUCAAGAUAAGGAAGGUAUUCCUCCUGACCAACAACGUCUUAUUUUCGCUGGUAAACAGCUUGAAGAUGGUCGUUCUUUGAGCGAUUAUAACAUUCAAAAAGAGUCUACUCUUCACUUGGUUCUUCGUCUUCGUGGUGGUCAAUAAGCAAAGUUAAUUAAUAUUUUAUUGUCCUCCUUACAUAUAUUAAAAAAGGAAACUUAAAAAAAAAUAUAUAUACAUAUUGCUUGUUUAUUAUAUAAAGCAAUUUUAUUUUGUUAUAUAAAUAAAAAUAAAAGAUAUUUCUUUGCAUUUACUU